Sardina pilchardus (European sardine) is the source of this 1332-nucleotide messenger RNA. RefSeq names its product interferon-inducible GTPase 5-like. Gene Ontology annotation, cellular component: membrane. The record is from RefSeq and is a predicted model, not a curated record. The transcript has 2 exons. NCBI's taxonomy places the organism in Eukaryota, Metazoa, Chordata, Actinopteri, Clupeiformes, Clupeidae. Bases 6 to 1244 code for a protein of 412 amino acids. Gene Ontology annotation, molecular function: GTP binding.
UUCACAUGAGUGGAAGUGUGGAAGAGACACAUUACUACAACUACAAGGACACAGUUCCAGCAUCGCUUUUGGCAAAAGUGAAGACUUUCAUUAUCAUGGCUGAUCAGCAGGAUGAUACCAAUGCUUUAUUGAAUGAUUCUAGUACACCAGCCUUGGAACCGGCCAUGGCUAAAGCCAGAGAAGUACUAGAUAAGUUGCAUAAUGUGGUGCUCAACAUUGCUAUAACAGGAGUAACUGGGGCAGGAAAGUCUUCCUUAGUGAAUGCCAUCAGAGGGGUCGGUGAUGCAGAUGAAUUAGCUGCAAAAAUUGGGGAGAAAGAAACCACCACUGAGUGUGCCAUGUACAAACACCCAUCUAUGCCCAAUGUGAAGAUCUGGGACCUGCCCGGGAUUGGAAGCCCAAAGUUCAAAGCAAAGACCUACAUGAAAGAUGUAACAUUUCAAAUCUAUGACUUCUUUAUCAUAGUUGGUGGAAAAAGGUUCACAGAGAAUGACCUAUUGUUGGCAAAGGAAAUUAAGGGGACGGGAAAGAAUUUCUACUUUGUUCGUUCAAUGAUUGACCAAGAUGUAGCAAAUGCUGCAAGAAGAGGGGUGAUGGAGAAUGAAACUUGUCAAACAAUAAGAGAGGAUUGUGAGCAAAAUCUCAAGGAAAUGGGAUCUCCUCACGUCUUCUUGAUCUCAUCUUGUGACCUAGAUAGAUUUGAUUUCAAAGAGCUCCAAAAAGCUCUGGAGACAGAUCUUCCAGAUCACAAGAGAGAUGCCCUUGUUCUGAGUUUGCCAGUUUAUUCCAAGCAGUGUCUUGAAAAGAAAUACAAGAUAUUCAAGAAAACAAGCUGGGCUUUGGCUGCUGCAUCAGCUGGCAUAGCAGCAGCUCCAGUGCCAGGCCUGUCAGCUGCAUGUGAUGUUGCCAUGGUAGUAUCUUACUUCACCACAUGCUACCAUUCCUUUGGUCUAGAUGACAAAUCCCUUACAAAGCUGGGCAAGAGAGUAGACAAGCGAAUACUAGAAAAGGUUAAAGAAUCUAAACUUGUCCAGGCGAUUGCUAGUAAAACAUUUCUUAACACAGCAAUGGCAGGACGACUUUUGGCAGCAGGUGGUAUUGAGGCAUUGUGUGUCCUCGUCCCUGGUGUUGGAAGUGUGGCAGCAGCUGGGAUAUCUUAUGUUACCACAAAAGCUGUGCUUGAUGAGGGAUUGAAGGAAAUGUAUAAGGUAGCACAAGAAGUGCUUGAAAUGGCUGAGCUUUAAUCAAUAUUAAAAUGUUACUUAGACUAUACAAGUGGGUUACUGUAUUUUUUUAACACAUGCAAGAAACAUAUUUUUAUUAUUGAUUAAC